This is a messenger RNA of Diachasmimorpha longicaudata, 7321 nucleotides long. RefSeq names its product dipeptidase 1-like. Gene Ontology annotation, molecular function: metallodipeptidase activity. The transcript has 13 exons. Gene Ontology annotation, biological process: proteolysis. Lineage: Eukaryota; Metazoa; Arthropoda; Insecta; Hymenoptera; Braconidae. The record is from RefSeq and is a predicted model, not a curated record. Bases 1511 to 3445 code for a protein of 644 amino acids.
CUCACCCCUUUUUGGUUGUUCAUAAUGUGAAAGCUCUCUCCAGUCACCUCUGUAUCCCCUAGUUGGUUGAGCUUGCAAGCUUUAUCGUAAGGGACAGCAAGACGUAGAAUAGGGGUUUGAGUGAGUGGGAGGACAAGCCGCAGGAAACUGGGUGGGAGAGAGAGAGAGGGAACUUCCGGGGGCUACCACGAGCUUCUGUGACUUUUUUCCAACGUACAAAAGCAUAUAUAAUACCUCAACAGGGAAAAUUAAUACGCCUGCGCAGACUGUUGCCGCACGUUGUGCGCGGGGAAAAUGAAAUGGCUCUGCGAACCGACAUCUAGAUGGCGUUGUCUCGUGAUAACUGUGUGUGUUUAUGUGUGUAUACCUCGCGCUAUGGUAAGCGCACGAGUGCGGUGACGACGGGGCGAAGGGGAGAAAAGGAGGAGAGGAAAUUGAGAAUUGAGGAGAGGGGGUGAAAAAGAGCGAGAGAGAGAAGACAGGGUUGCCAUGGGAGCUACCCGGCCGGGCAGCAGAGGAGCUCCAGUCUUGCCGCGGCGACUCGAGCGCGCUUCGGCUCUAGCUUUUAACCAAUUUUUUCCAUUCGCAUCUCAUACAAUACGAGUCCAACAGCCCGUGUGUGAUUUUUUAACAUUAUUUAAUCUCGUGUUAACGUGUAUGUGAGUGUGUGCGCGCGUGUGUGUUGUAAACAUUUUUUUCUAUCCUCAUCAAGCGAAAAAACAAACAUCUAGGAGAUAAAUUUUUUCACUGUUUGAUAAAUAAAUCGUACGGACCUAUCUCAACAUCUGUGCGUUGUGAGUUUAUGUAACAAAAUUUCUAGACUUUCGUGAAUGCACUGGCAUUUGCGUGAAUUAUUUUGAAAAAUCCAUAGGCGAUUGUCCUUGAAACGUCGUCCUUGCUUAUUCAGUCAACCCACGCGUCUUCUCCUUUUACCCCCGCAGAAUUGUUGAGACCAGGAAUAGAGGAGUCCUUCAGUCUGCAUGUCAUCGUAUUCAUAACAAAAUAAAUAAACACCGGAUAAUCAAGAGUGCGGAAAUUUUUAAAGAGAUGGAAACGAGAUUUAAAAUGAAGUAAACUGGCGACGAUUCUCCCUCGAAAGUGCACUUGUCGCUGUUAAAUAGUGUUGAAUGUAGUGAAACAGUAAACAAAGUGGGAAAGUACAACAGCCCCUAGUAUUCGAGUCCAUCCAGUUCAUUAGGAUGGACGAGUCCAUGGACGGGGAAUACAUGGGGACAGUACUGAGGUGGUUUUGGGCUAACAUGGUGACAGUGUCGUCGGUUUACUGGUGCCAGGGAUUGGUAAUUGCCAAACCUAUGGUCCUGGCGGCUAACAUAGCUAGCAACAUUGUCUACUGCUAAUCUCUCAGCAUUGUGCUCAUUCAAUCGUUAUCAAGAGGUUGGCCGAUGUUGGUGUGGGCUGAAGAGGUACCGCAGGAUUGAAUUCACUGAAAAAAUAUCAAGAUUGUGAUAAAGGAGGGUGGGAGUGGGUGGGGGUCACGGGCACUGCGAGGAUGCAUCACAGUGGUGGCUAUGGUGCUGGUCCACAGGAGCGUGUCCACCAGGUAUCGAGAGCCUCGGGGACGACUAACGUCGAUGGCAAAUGCCCUUAUGACACCUAUCCCACGACGAUACCAGAUUGCUGCGCAGCUGCCGCUGCUGCUGCUGCAGCUGGACAGGAGCCGUUUCCAAGACCACCGAGUGCUUAUGACGGACGCUGCUAUGAUGAGUGUCACCGAAUUCGGGCAAAUUUUCCGGAGGAAAAUUUUAACCAGCAGGAUGUACCACCAGCCGGAUUACAUCGUCCCCAAUCGCGGGUGGGAUUCGAUGAUCAGCGGCCCCAAUCACGAGUCGGUUACACAAGUGACUCAAGAUGCCCGAGUCGCCUCGGUUACGAUGACACCGGUGGUGGAUAUCUCGAUCAAAGUGAUCCGAGAAUGUACUGCACCGGCACUUACUGCAUGGGUGACACGAUGAUGGCGACUGCCAGGGGCGUAUGCGGCGAGGAGGUAGAGCUCGAUAUGCGGAGGCAUAUCCAAGCAUGCGCCUGCACCUGCAAUCACAUGGGUUACGGUAACUACAUGGACUAUCAGACAACGUGCCUAACAGAACUGCCAGAUGUUGCACCGUGUAAUGGUACUGUACGACUACCACCACCUUGUGAAGAGUCACCGAGCUCUGGUAGCAGCAAAGACCGCAGAGAGAGUCCAAGGAGAAGGUGUCGUGUAUUGGCACCAAUAUUCCUUCUCAUUGGUGCAUUGUUACUGGGUGGACUGUGCCUCCCACUUCUCCUACAAUCUGCCCCAGCGACGCAUCAGCAGAGGCUCGAUGUUAUCAGGAGAAUUCUCACUGAAGUGCCUCUCAUUGAUGGGCACAACGAUCUGCCCUGGAACGUGAGAAAGUUUGUACACAAUCAACUUGGUGAAGUGAAUCUCAGCAGUGACCUGGGCAGAGUUGACCCUUGGGCCAGGUCUGACUGGAGUCACACCGAUAUACCGAGGUUGCGCGCCGGUCUCGUUGGAGCACAGUUUUGGUCAGCGUACGUCCCCUGCGGUGCAGCUCAACUCAACGCUGUUCAGCUGUCUCUCGAACAAAUUGAUGUUAUACGAAGGCUGGCCGAAAUGAAUGCACAGCAUCUGACGCUCGUCACGUCUGUAAGAGGUUUGAUCGAGGCGCACAGAGACGGUAAAAUAGCCAGCCUCAUCGGUGUGGAGGGUGGCCAUUCCCUCGGCAAUUCCCUCGGGGUACUCAGGACGUUUUACGGACUCGGAGCACGCUACCUAACGCUGACACACGCCUGCGACACAUCCUGGGCAGUCUGCUCCGUUGGUGAAACAAACAACACUCAGGAUAAUGUGCCAGGACUCAGUGAGUUUGGAAAGGCAGUCGUAAGGGAGUUGAACAGACUUGGCAUGCUGGUGGAUCUCUCUCACGUAUCUACGAGAACUAUGAGGGCAGCACUACAGACCACAAGGGCGCCGGUCAUAUUCUCUCACAGUGCAGCACGGGCACUAUGCAAUUCCAGUAGAAACGUGCCUGACGACGUGCUCAGAAAUCUGGCUAAGAACGGCGGUGUUGCCAUGAUACCUUUUUAUACGUACUUCAUAACAUGCAACAGCACAGCGACGAUAAAAGACGUGAUCGCUCACAUCAAUCAUAUAAGAAAGGUAGCUGGUAUCGAUCACGUGGGCAUUGGGGCUGGUUUCGAUGGAAUAAAUUUUACGCCUACCGGUCUGGAGGACGUAUCGAGGUAUCCCCAGCUAUUGGCAACACUACUGGAAGACCCCGCUUGGACCGAGGAGGAUAUAAAGAAACUCGCCGGCCUCAAUUUACUGAGGGUUUUCACCAAGGUUGAGCAGGUGAGAGACGAGUGGCAAAGGGCUGCUGUAUUGCCAGUUGAAAAAAUAAGUCCACCGGACAAUUCUGCCUGCGCAUACGGCGCAUCCUGAUCCGCUUUAAAAACACUGGUGCCCGGAUUCCUCGAUUUCGGACGAUCACCGAUUAUUCAUCAUGGCCCGCCUGAUCCAAACGCCAGGAUUGAUGUCAUCAGAGCCACAAGCACCUAAUAAUCAAUCAUCGAAAUUUGAUAACUCAUUCACGUUUUCAUUCCGCCGCAAUCAGUUUUCCUCAUUUUAUUUGUGAGCUCGUGGAGCUGAACGAAUUGAAUUUGCAUUGUUAUUUUGUUAAUAAACCAUCACGUAUGGAGAAACACAUAUGCGGACAUGUAUGUCAAUGGUAUCCGUGUUUACCGCACAUGAUGUUCUCGGUGCGGGAUUAUUUUUUAGAAUUUGAGAGAAUAGUUUUGACUAUUAUCAUAUGAUAAAAUGGUAUUCAUUGAUGAGGACUGAAAGUAUGUUGAAAUGCCGAAAGCACUCAACAUAUUAAUGUAGCGAACCGGAUAGCCAAACACGUAGACGUAAGUAGAUUGUAGGAUUAUGUGAAACAAAAAUGUUCAAUAGCUGAAAGAGAUGACUUAAUGGGCUUGAUGAUUUUUGAAAUUGGUGUAAAUGAAGUGACAUUUCCUCGAAAUUUUUUGCAGAAACCUGAAUAAUUGAUCACCUAUUCGUAAAGUGGUUGAGGACCAGAGCCAAAAUGAACACAAGGAAGAAUAUUUUGAAGUGGUUAUAUGAAAAAUCAUUAUACAUUUCGAGGUUCGAGUGGAAACAACUUUUUUGCCAAAUGUUUUACCCAGGUAAAAAACCAAGUGUUCACAUUUGAUACAUUCAAGUGAUUUAGCAACAACUAUUGAUUAUGUCAAAUUGAGAUAAUGAGAGGGAAUACAAACGCUCAUAGAAACUUCUUACUGAUUAAUUAGUUAUGAUUUUCUCACUAUUUGGGUGAGAUAUUGAUGAAAUAAGGUCGAUCAUUGCAAGAAUCUUGAACUCAAUCGUAGAUAUUAAAGAAUAUAAAUUAAUAAAUUGAUACAACACACAACUGCCUAGAUCUCAGAAUAAAAUAAUGUAUUAUCUAUAUUACUUUUAAGUCCAAACGCACAAAGGACUAAGUUUGGAGAUGCAUAUGCAUAAAAGUGACGACGCCAAUGCGAGAUGUUAUUCAGUCGGUUUCCUACGUAUUCCAGAAUUUUAUUCAAUAUUAUUUAUACUGAAAUUGAAAUGUUACUGUUCGCAUUUGCAUCGUCACUGCUGCAAGCAAAUAUACAUGAGAUUAAUAUGAAAAUAUAUAAAUAUCUUUUCCGGCUAGAAAUGUACAUAUAGCCAAAAUCCGAAGGUCAUGAAAAUAGAUGAAAAAUUACGAAUAAAUGAUAAUGAAAAAUGUAUUAAGAAAAAUUUUUUAGAAGAGAAAAAUUUCAAAUGAAAUCCUACAAUUUUGACCGGAACAACUACUGUACUCAAGCGCACCUUCAUUGUAAGGUUCUUUAAUAAUUUAAUGGAAAUUUAAUUGAAGGAUAGAAGUUAGAUAAAUAAUGCGCGAACGAAAGUAGACGGUCUGAGUGAACUUUUGUUCGCUAAAACUAGGUAAUUGCAUUGGAUGACGAGAUGUUCAAUUAGAUAAAUGAGAUGAAUAUAUACGAUCUGAUCCCUUUGAUAAAUCGAAAAAGGAUCGUCACUUGAAUCAUUACGUAGACAAGACUAAAUCCAUAGACAAAUUGAAAACAGAGCAUUGAGAAUGUAGAUAUUCUCACACGUAUGAAAGGAUUUCAUUGAAAAAGAUGGCGAGUUCGGUAGGAACUUCUAUUUGUUUUGAGCUGAUUUGAUCGAGUGAUUUCACAACGUCACUACAAGUUUUUUAUAGAAAAUAUUUAAUAGAGAUUAUAUUCGAAAAUCUCCACAAUUGAAGGUUUUCUGCACAAUGGAACAUCUUCCCUCUAUUCAACCAACAUAGAUUUUUUGAGUCUUUUGAAUAAAAUUUCAAUAAAAUAAGUUUUAUGCACAAAAUGAAAUUUCAUUGAUUUCUUCUAUACAAUCCGCCAAAAACUUAUAGAAUGGUCUGAGUGAAUUUGCUAAGUUUUUCAAUGAAAUAUACCCUCAUAUACAGUAAUCUAAAAUAAAUGAAAUUUAUUAAAAUUAAUAAUUUGUAUUACAGAAAAUAUAACAGAAAAUUUUCUCAAAUUGAACAGUUUCCUAAUUGCAUAUUUAAAUAGGAAAAAGAUUGAAAUAACUUUUCACGCGAGAAAGACUAACAUUUCGUACGCCGUGAGUGUGAACGAGAGAGUAGGAUGAUUGCAUAGAGCGAAAGAGAGUAUACUAUAUAAAAGAAAAAAAACUAAUUAUAAUAGAAAGUUUAAAAUAAGUAAGUGACGUAAAAACAAAAAGUGUUUUUUGUUCUCAAACAGAGGAAAAAGAUUAAAAGCAGUCUCGUGCAGAUUAUCCAUAAUCAAAAUCGAAUAUCCGAGUGUAACGAUUUUGAAUAUGUACAUUCAUCACUUAGCCGAUUAAAACGCCGAAAUGAAAAAAAAUUCAUUAACAGUCAAACAUGGUUAGCACCUAUGGAAAAUAAAUAUCCCGAGAAUAAUCGGAUGCGUUGGGCAUUGCGAGUCAAUAGAUUGAAUAAUUCCACCCAAAUUGAAUGAAGCAACAUUAUUGAAGUGAUUACUGAUUAAGCCAUUUCGCUGUCUAAACUAUCACAUUGACUGUUAAUGAAUUCAGAGCUGAAUGACCAAUUAAAACAGGUUGAAGGACUGAAAAUGAAUCAAAUGAGUGACGAAUUCACGUGUGCUCAGCAACUGGUAUGAGCAAUAUUUUUACGCAUUAUUUCUGAGCGAGUGAGGCUUGAUGGCAAAUGGCCACUGAAAAUGUGUAUAAGACAAUCUUAUCAGAAUCAACGUCAACUUUAGAUCAACUCAUUUCUCUAUAUGCGAUCGAAAAUGAUCAUUGACUAUUGACUAUGUAAUACAAGGACACGAUGAUUUCGUCACCAUUGAGGUAAGACUUCAAUUUCGAAAUGAAUUAUCAGAAUUCCAGGAGAUGAAUAAGUUCUAUAUGGAGAGAAAAAUCUGUUCCAAAUUGCUCCUGAACUAUAGUAGAAUUAAUUAUUUUAUCUAUAACUUCCGAUAUAAAAUUAAUAAUUCCUGGAUUUGUAUUUAUGAUUCUUCUUCUCAAAGCUUCAUUAGACAAUUCAAUAACUACAUUCAAAACUUAUCAGCACAGAAGUAGUUUAAACAGAUUUUUUUCUUUUCAUAUAACUCUGUAUUACGUCACGCCAAAAUGAUUGAAAAGAAUAUGAUAGAUAAUAUUAUAGUUACUUUGGGUUUGUUUGAUGUUAGUUGUUUACGAAGUGGGAGAAUUGGAAUGAGACUUAUCCAGAAUCUUGAACUAUCCGAUAUCUGUUGGAACUCAUUCGCAAGAAAUUAAUUUCAAAUUUCUUUAACAACAUAAACAACGAGAAAAUGAAUUUUCAAAAAUAAAUUGAUUGGAUGGAAUGGGUUCAGGAAUAUUACUUCGUUACCGAUUUUGCUAGUUCACCGUGUGGAUUGUUGUGUGAGCGACUAAAAAAUUAUUUAAUGUUAUUUCAUAUCAAUUUCCCCACUCCAUAAACACAGUAGAUAUAUAUUUUAUUCUAGAAAAAGAGGUAAUGCAGACUGAGAGGGUUUUUUCCAUUCUCGGCAGGGAGACAGCGACGAUCAAUUAAUCCACAACAAACUCCCAUUUUUUUUGCAAUCCCAAUCGUCGUUGUGAAAACAGAAAAUGAGAAAAUACAAGAGAAAACCAUCGCCGAGAGUAAAAUAAAAGAUAAACAAUGAUUUUAUCUGUGUUACCUAGACGACAUUGCUGGAACAAUGAUUUGUACGCCUUCUAUGAAGGACCCUAGAGUACAUUAUGUUACCUAAUACCACGUAAGCACUUAUCUAAUAAAUAUUAUUUACA